Alosa alosa (allis shad) is the source of this 1525-nucleotide messenger RNA. Its product is annotated as engulfment and cell motility protein 1-like. Lineage: Eukaryota; Metazoa; Chordata; Actinopteri; Clupeiformes; Clupeidae. The transcript has 8 exons. Bases 319 to 1044 code for a protein of 241 amino acids. The record is from RefSeq and is a predicted model, not a curated record.
CUGAGUGGUGUGUUCAGGAGCGCUGCUGAGAGGGGAGAUGCUUUCCUUCGCGCAUGAGUGAGCCCAGCGUCCCCUCCACUCGCUAUUUUCCCCUCUUUCUCUCUCUCUCUCUCUCUCUCUCUAUUCUCAUUCCUUCUCUUUUUCUGGGACCAUCUGCCGCCUUGCUCACUGCCUCAGAAGACAACACACUCGCUUGCUCCUCCUGCUCACCACACACAGGAGAGGGAAGACAUGGCUUUGACACUCAGAUAUUCUGAAGUGAAGUUUGGUUUCAUAUGAGGAUGCCACUUUUCCCCUUCUUACUGAGAUAAGGUGCUGAUGGUGAAGAGAGAAGAGACCAUGCAAGCCACCAGCGUCCAGCCCACCGCAGAAGAGCGCCUCGGGGGUGGUCAUCGCCCCUCCCUGAAGUCCGAGAGAACCAACUCAGAUGACCAUCCGUCCCGGCCCCUCACGGAGCUGCGGGAGAGAAUCCAGCCGGAGGUGACUGAGCUGAUCAAACAGCAGCGGCUGCACCGUCUAUGCGAGGGCACCUGUUUCCGCAAGAUCAGUGCGAGGAGGAGACAGGACAAGUUCUGGUACUGUCGCCUGUCUCCGAACCACAAGGUUCUCCACUACGGCGAUGUGGAUGAGAACACACAGACACAAGUAGCCCACGAUUCCCUGCAGGAGAAAUUGAACAUUUCCGAUAUCAAGGCUGUACUCACGGGCAAGGAUUGUCCGCACAUGAAGGAGAAAGGAGCGCUCAAGCAAAACAAGGAGGUGCAGGAGCUGGCGUUCUCCGUCCUCUAUGACUCAGAGGCCAGCCUGAACUUUGUGGCACCAGACAAACAUGAGUACUGCAUUUGGACUGAUGGCCUGAAUGCCCUACUGGGUAAAGAGAUGACUAGCGAGCUCACCAAAUCUGACAUGGAAACCCUCAUCUCCAUGGAGAUGAAGCUUCGCCUUCUGGACCUCGAGAGCAUCCAGAUACCAGACGCCCCUCCGCCGGUUCCGAAGGAGCCGAGUACCUAUGACUUUGUCUACGAUUACAGCCAGCAGACUUAAAGACAGGGGAGACCCCCAAACUGCCCCCCCUCCUCUUCUCCUUGCACUCCCUCCGUAGGUUGGUCAUUGAGGAGUCCUGUAGGAAACACUCUUAUCUCCUCUGCAAGGCUGUUGUGAUAAGUGCGGUGGAGACGUGCCCGAGGCGUCUCGCUGUUCCGUUUAAACCCCUGGACCACUUUGACACAAUUUCUCCUGCUGGGAUUCCAUCCCGGCUGCCCUGUCCUUGUUUCUCUGAUAGUAAUUGGACAAAGUGUUCUGUGACGGCCAAGUGUAGUCCCCAAGGCUGAAUCCACACAGCUCAAGUGCAGAGUGAAGACGCCGGUCUGGACUGAUGAGCAGGGACAGAGUGAGGCCAACGCUUUGCAAUUGCAGAGACAUUCAGCAAAUUAGUUACAUUUCACAAGACACCAUGUAAUAAGUAUUCCAACACAAUUCUGUACUUUUCUGACACUUAAUUUAAUUAAAAACCAGACAGCUGUUA